Molecule: messenger RNA, 1033 nt
Organism: Protopterus annectens (West African lungfish)
Lineage: Eukaryota; Metazoa; Chordata; Ceratodontiformes; Protopteridae
Gene: CNEP1R1
Product: CTD nuclear envelope phosphatase 1 regulatory subunit 1
Exons: 6
Coding region: 138-515 (125 amino acids)
Cellular component (GO): Nem1-Spo7 phosphatase complex; cytoplasm
Source: RefSeq, a predicted model, not a curated record
UGGAUGCGCUAGUAUUGUCACCAAUCACAACAGGAUCUGCCAACUUACCGACACCAAUCAGAUUGGAGGUCCUGUUUGGGUAAUGACAAACUGGAGUAGUACACCAUACCUGUAACUUUGAAUAAGUUGAUUCUGCAAUGAAUUCGUUGGAACAAGCAGAGGAUCUCAAAGCAUUUGAGAGGAGACUGACAGAAUACAUUGCUUGUUUGCAACCUGCCACUGGGAGAUGGAGAAUGAUCCUUAUUGUGGUUUCAGUUUGUACUGCAACUGGUGCCUGGAAUUGGUUGAUAGAUCCUGAUACACAAAAGGUAUCGUUUCUCACAUCUUUAUGGAAUCAUCCAUUUUUUACUAUCAGUUGUAUCACUCUGAUUGGUCUGUUUUUUGCUGGCAUACACAAACGAGUAGUAGCACCUUCCAUUAUAGCUGCCCGAUGUCGAACAGUCUUGGCAGAAUAUAACAUGUCGUGUGAUGAUACUGGUAAGCUAAUCUUGAAGCCGAGGCCACAUGUCCAGUAGUGCUACAUGACUUGAAUACAUUUGCAGGAAGCUGAUAUUUUGUCUCGUCUCGGAGUUGACCAGUUUGUUGGAACAGCUGUUUCUUCAUUAAUUAUGGUGAAAGACACUUUCUGCAACCUUUACAAGACUGUGAGUGUGCUUCAGUGAAUAUGUGUAGCCAUUGUGAGAAAGGAACAUGCUCUCUUUAAGCCAUUAUGGCUUCACUGAUCACAUUCCAAAAAGACUGCAGGCAUGGUUUGGUGCUGUCAGUGUUAGUGUUACUGUGUCACUUUACUAUUUCUUUUUAUGCUAAAAAGAAGUUGUAUAUAAAUUGUUUCCUGGCAGUCUGAAACUGUUUAGGAAAGUUGUUGGGUUUUAUGAUAAUUUUUGUAUGCACUGUAAAUAUGUACAUAUGAAAAAUGAAUGCCAAUUCAAAGCAUUGCAUGCUGAAACUGUGCUCCCUCUUUGUUCUUUUGAACAGUAUUCAAAGGCGUGUCUACCAUGUGUGUAUUGCAUUGUAUUAAAAUUUUUUAACAACU